Molecule: messenger RNA, 667 nt
Organism: Heterobasidion irregulare TC 32-1
Lineage: Eukaryota; Fungi; Basidiomycota; Agaricomycetes; Russulales; Bondarzewiaceae
Exons: 1
Source: RefSeq, a predicted model, not a curated record
CGGCAUGUCGUCUACGCCGUCCGUUCCCGCGACACCCGUUCCGUCUGGGCCUUACGGGAACCAGUCGCCCAGCCUUGCCUCGGCUGGCAACAUUCUUGGCAUGGGCCAACCCUCCUAUAAUGGAAUGGCACCACAGUCUGUUCCUCCCCAAGCGUAUCAGGCCUACAUGUAUCAAAUGUACCAACAGAACCUCACUCCCAAUAUGGGCGCUUUCCACGCCUAAACGACAACUCAGCGUCCGUGAUGCAUGACCUAUAUAUCUAGCACGUCGCUCUCUUGCAUUCUAUCCCGCCCCGCGAAUUUCUUGUCCUCUACGAUUUCUCCCUCGAGUUCUGUCCCCCUUCGUUGGGUUUAUGGUUGCUUGCAUUGAUUGCUCCACACUUUUUGAUACCCCUGUUUUCCCCCCACGCAAAGUCUCUCUCCCAUACGCCCUACUGCACUCUUUCGAGGACAAAAUCGCGGAUGAGGAUCUUGCGCUGUCGUUGAAUAGCCCGAUGCUGGAAUGGCCGUCGUUUUUCAUUUCUUUUUUCACUUCACAAUUUGCUGCUUGUUUCUUCUUCUCAGCCAGUUUUGAUUCUAGCUUUCUUCCUUCGUCUCUCUAUCUCUGUAUACAUAAGCAAGGCUGUAAAAAGUGGCCAACAAAUAUUAUAGAUGGAUUCACGCGACC